UGCACACAAACACACCCUCCUCUCUCUCUCUCUCUGUGUGAGAGAGAGAUUCCUGUGGACUCCACCCUGCUCUGCUCUUCACUGUUUCCAGGAAAUGUUCUUCAGUGCUGCUUUACAUCUGUUAGCUGCUGCUCAACACACAGCAGAACAGACCUGAGGACACACAGACUGAACUCCACAUUAACCCAGCUGCAGGAGCUCAUCUGUACUUUGGAGGGUUUUGUUGUAAACAGGGAGGGCGUGGCCGACAGAGGAAAGCCUGUUUCACCGCUGGGAAUCAUUUAUCUGUCUCUCUCUGGUUGACAUCUUCUUAUUUGGCAAAAUGUCCAGGUCAGACUACCCUCCAGGGUACGACGACAACUAUGGCCCGCUGUAUGCACCUCAGGGUGGUGGGAAUUACCCAGGGGGUGGUGGGAAUUACCCACCACCCCCUGCGUACGGCUUCCCUGGCUUUGGCGGUCCCCAGCCCUCUGCUCCCUACCCGAGUGGUCCAAACGCCCCUCUGUACCCGGGCCAGUCAGGUGGCUAUCCUCCCGGCCCGUACCCAGGACAGCCUCAUGGUGGUGGGCCUCCAGGACAUGGCUACCCCAAUCCCCCUCCCAUGCCUCCUAUCAUGCCACCUACCAUGCCAUCCGAUAUCAUGAGCUCUGGUGAUGAGUUUGCAGCGAGCGGCAGCGGUUGGGACAGUAUGAGCAUUCGGCAUGCCUUCAUCAGAAAGGUGUAUUUGAUUUUGGCGUCUCAGCUCCUCGUCACCACGGCCAUCGUGGCCGUGUUCACGUUUGUCCAACCUGUCAGAACUUUCGUACAGAGAAACCAGGCUAUCUACUGGGCAUCAUAUGCUGUGUAUUUCAUCACCCACAUGGUGCUGGUCUGCUGUAAGGGCCCCCGGAGGAAGUGCCCGUGGAACGUCAUUCUGCUCACCAUCUUUACCCUGGCGUUGUCCUACAUGACUGGAUCCAUUUCCAGUUACUACGAUACAAAAGCGGUGUUUCUCGCUCUGGGGAUCACCGCUGUCGUCUGCAUCGCCGUCACCGUCUUCUGCUUCCAGACAAAGGUGGACUUCACAAAGUGCCAGGGCCUGUUCUGUGUCCUUGGGAUCGUAGUAUUCGUGACCGGCAUCAUUUCGACCAUCGUGCUGUCAUUCAAAUAUAUGCUGUGGCUUCACAUGCUCUACGCAGCUAUAGGAGCCAUAGCUUUCACUUUGUUCCUAGCGUACCACACGCAGCUGCUGAUAGGGAACAGGAAGCACUCCAUCAGUCCAGAGGAGUACGUGUUCGCCGCGCUCUCCAUCUACGUCGACAUCGUCCAGAUCUUCCUUUUCCUGCUGCAAAUUAUCGGUGCUACGACCAAAUGAGUGCACCCGAGGGUACGCGACCAGCUUGGGUCAACACGGUGCAGACGAGUGCCCGCAAAACCAUUCCGUGCUUUUUAAAAACCUCUUGCUUCGUUUUCAAGUCAGAAUCAUAAAAACAUUUAUAAAAUCCUGAAGCACUCUGGUGAAAAUGUUCAAGGGCUGAGUUUGAGAUUUUGUCAAAAAGAAAAAUGCACUUUUUCUGAAAUGAAUAUUUCACUACCGUAUAUCUGAAUUAAGCAACUUUUCAGUGGUUCAAAAAGAAUAUUAAUACUACAAUAUAAAUAUCUAUAUAGACACUGGAAUGCCAGCUGCAACAUGUAUUCACUCUUGCUGGACUUAAGUUAAGGCAGACCGUGUCUCAACAUUUUCCUCUGCAUGUAGAUGUGCUGUUAUACAUUUAGAGCUGGGGCCCGUCUGUAUAGAUGUAUAAAUGGGCAAACAUGUUUAUUCUAAUGUUCAAACCACUUCUCUGGUUGGCUUUGAAGUACAAGUAAAGGGGUUGGGCAAUACCACAAAAUAAUAAUACCAGUACCAGGAUCAUAUCAAUACCGAUAUAUUGAUUUAUUUAAAGCAGCUAAUGUUCUUUCAUGUAAGAAAUAUCAUGAUUUAUGAAGUGAAUGAAUCAUCAAUAGGCUAUUUCUAAAUAUUUACCAAUGAAUAGUUUUCAAACAUUAGGCAUUUAUUUUUCAUAUUUGCUUCUUAAUUACUUAAAGGAAUAGUUCCACAUUUUGGGAAAUGCGCAUAAUUUGCUGUCUUGCUUAGAGUCAUAUGAAAAGGAUUGAUACCACUCUCGUGUCUGUACUGUAUUAUGGUGCCUUCAAAUGGAGUCGGGUUUACACCAUUGGAAGUCGUGUUCACGAUAUGCGUGGCGUUCAGGUGUUUAAGUCGUGAAGAACACCGCUGCUAAGCAACGGCAAUAUUAACGUUACCAUC
This is a messenger RNA of Sebastes umbrosus (honeycomb rockfish), 2287 nucleotides long. RefSeq names its product protein lifeguard 3-like. Lineage: Eukaryota; Metazoa; Chordata; Actinopteri; Perciformes; Sebastidae. The transcript is spliced from 12 exons. Gene Ontology annotation, cellular component: membrane; Golgi apparatus; endoplasmic reticulum. Gene Ontology annotation, biological process: negative regulation of apoptotic signaling pathway. Bases 323 to 1354 code for a protein of 343 amino acids. The record is from RefSeq and is a predicted model, not a curated record.